UCGCGAACUGCUCGACGGAACAUGGCGCGUUAUAUAGAUAUGCGAUAGUCCAACAACAGUUCCAAGCAGACGUACGGGAAGCGAUUCGUACCGAGCGACUAGUACACAACACAUUGAAAACAUUUGAACAGCAACACCCCGUUCGCGGAAGCUCCAGGCAAUCCGGUCGGCGAACACAAGCGUAUCGUAGAGCACACCCAGCAAGCCCGUACAUAUUGAGACUCCGAGACCAUAGCCCGCGAAAGCAUCAGAUGGCUAUAAGAAAUACAAGGCUGCCAGGGCUGCCAGACGCAAUUCAAGAUAUAUCUUUGUGUAUUGGGUUUCGUCGAUCGUCCGCCCGUCACUAGAGUGAACGUUUGAACGUCAGCAGUCAGCGCUUCAGCGACGAUGAUGUGUCCAGCAACGUGCGACGUACACGUCAAACCCGUCAUCUUCCGAACUCCCAAUCAGCCGCCGCUCUCGUUCUGGCUGCCCAACUGGGAGUGCGACUCGGAUUGCGCAGGUGCGACUUCGGUGUCAGGUGUUUCCUCCCAACGCCUGUCGUCGCCUCGACGUUCAUCUGCGUCCUCGCUCGCGCCCCCGACCUCGUCGCGAGAGCCUUUGUCCGCGUCCGCGUCCACGCCGUCCUCAGCUAGUCUGCGUGUGGCAUUCGAGUCGUCUGCGUGCGGUUCAGUGGUAUUUAGUGGCUGCGAAGGCUUGGUACUGUGGGCCGUGUCCUGUCCUUGUGGCGAUUCGUCGAGCCGCGUCGUCGCGGUGUCCGUCGCACCGGGUACAUCUAGUGCUGCGCUCGGGCUAGUAUCCACGGCUCGCCCUUCAAUGUCCGAGUCGGGUUCCUGUGCUGCAGUGGUUCCUCUCAAUCUGUGCCAGCUGUUUCGGCUAGAGAGCCUUCAUCAGCGACGAUCGAACGAGUGGAGUGCAAGGUUCACCGCUUACAUGACUCGCACUAUAGAUUGUAUCAUACUGCCCGUUCGCGGUUCCGGUGGGUCCUGCUCAUCCCCAGCUUUCGAUGUAGGCUCUGGGUCAGUCGCUUCUGAGGAGUCAACACUUUGAUCGUCUUCGCUCUGUGGCUCAUCUGGAACGCAUUCGAGCCAACCUGAC
Fomitopsis serialis is the source of this 1098-nucleotide messenger RNA. RefSeq lists its product as uncharacterized. The coding region runs from base 388 to 1050 and encodes 220 amino acids. The transcript has a single exon. The record is from RefSeq and is a predicted model, not a curated record. Lineage: Eukaryota; Fungi; Basidiomycota; Agaricomycetes; Polyporales; Fomitopsidaceae.